UGAGUUCAAGUAAACUACAAAUCCCAGGAUUAAUCAGAUGAGAGUGAUAUCAUCAUAACAACAAGGCGUGUGGCGUGUUAAGAACAGGAAGAACUGUAGCUCGAGUCUUUGCUGAAACAACAACCUUAGAGAACUAUCAUUUUGUCAAGGAUGGCCUACGUCAAGAGUGGCUGGCUUCUUCGUCAAAGUACUAUUCUACGGAGAUGGAAAAAGAACUGGUUUGACCUGUGGUCCGAUGGUCGUUUGGUUUUCUAUGAUGGCCAGCAUCGUCGGGACAUGGAGGAUAAGAUACACUUGAAAGUGGACUGUAUCAACAUCCGCUCUGGGGACAUGUGCCGAGAUUUCCAUCCUCCAGAGGGAAAGGGGAGGGAUUGUUUGCUGCAGGUGGUGUGCAGAGUCGGGAGGACCAUCAACCUCUGUGCUGAAAGUGCGGACGAUGCUUUGGCUUGGAAGAUGGCUCUUCAGGAUUCAAGAGUAAACAUGACAUCGAAUGGCUCUCCUGUAGGAUUCACAGAAUCCGCUUUUGCCUCUGCUCCACCCCCCUACACUGAGUAUGCAGCACCCGUUCAACAGGUUUACAAUUAUGACCCUUAUGGAGCCUAUGGGCCAAUGUCACCUCCAGGCUCUCAAGUUUAUGCAUCGAAUAGACAGCCUUAUGCAGUGGCCUACCAGUAUCCAUACCAAGGGUAUUACCCACCACCAGGAGUGAACCAGGUGAUUGUUCGAGAGCAGUACCAUGACAACACUGGAGACGUCGCGAUGGGCAUGCUGGCCGGAGCAGCAACAGGCAUGGCACUUGGAUCACUCUUCUGGGUCUUUUAAAUGUCACAGUCCAGUUAGCAGUGGCUUUAAAUUAUAGAGGCAUUGUUCUUGUGAUGUAGAAGUGAGUUCCUUCGUCUGAGCUAGCACACUUACCAAAGUCUUUAAUGUAAAAAACACUGUCGCACUUUCUGACUAGUUUGUGACACACUCCUUUUCAUGCCAGUUCUGUGAAUAUACAUACAAGAAGUUAAUACAUAUGGAAAAAUAAUGGUUUGUUUAGUAGACUUUCAAUAUUAUGUUACUGUCUGCAUUUCUUUUUGCAUGUCAUUCAUGGUGUUUCUUUAUGAGAUUGUUUGUUUGUUUUCCUUGAUUUAAAGAAAAAUGAAUAAAUAAAAAAAUAAUAAUUAUUAUUCUUUUCAAAUCUACAUGUUUAAAGAUGGUCUUCUGAAGUUUGUUGUAGUUUUUGUUCCCAAGAUAUUUAGUUUUCAGUAUACACUACUUUCUCACGACAAAAUGGGUUUCAAAAGUGCAGGGAUAUUUAUUUUCAUUCUCAUUUUUGUGUGUUGAUUUUUAAUAAUCUCUGUAUUUAUAAUUAAUGUAUCUAGGUUGUUUUGGUAUUUUUGUGUGUGCUACUAAUUUACCAGAAAACUUGGAGACUACACCCAAAAAACUUAAACUUCAAAACAGCUGCAGUAUUGUUUCUUGCUGCUAAUUAAUAUGAUUUCUUUAACUUGUUUAAUUAGUCUAGUGUGAGAUGUAGCAAAGACUUCCAUAACAUGCUGCACCAUUUAAUGAGGUAAAAUCUAAAUCAGUUUGUUCAGGUCUUAGGUUUGUUUGUAUCGUUUAGUGUUACUUUUGUCGUUUUGUUGUUUUUGUAUCAGCUCUUGAGAGAGGAUUCUUUUUCCCUGUUGGUCAGGUUUUCAGUUCAACAUGUUCCUCUGUUUUGAAAAGGGAAUUCAGGCAAACCAAUUAGAUGUUACAGCAUUUAUCUGUAACACUGUUGAUUUUGGUUAUCUUUUAUCUUCUUUAAUGCUAUGAUCCCUUCCAUAUAAAGCUAUGUUUUGUGCUUGAAUAUUGACUUUUACUGCAUUGCUUGUGAAUAUUUCUCUAAAAUUGAAUUAUGGCUUGAGUUUUACUUCUAUAGACUUUGGAACUCCCCACAGUAUGAAAAUAGAUUUCUGUCACCCAGACCAGUUUGUUUUAUUUAUUUUUUGUUAGGGGAAUCAAGUGCCCCCAAAUAGUUAUAGUACCAUAGUCAUAUCCAAAUGUUAAACACGGACAAGAAAUGGGUAGUCAGUUAGUGUAUACUGAAAUGAUUUACAUGUAGUUAAAAGUGCAGUAUAUUUUCAGCAGAAGACCAUGUUAGAAAGAUCAUUAUUAAAAACGAGAGAUUCAAGAUUCAUUCUAAAAAUAACCAGAGAAACAAACAGUUUGCCUGUGGGUGGCAGCUUUAUUUUGAAACCAGCACUAGGUUAUAUGGCAUAUGUAUUUCUCUUGUAACAGACUUUUCUUACAUGUAACUGUUUGUCUUAUGAAGAAGCCUAAAAAUAUAAUGAUGACCUGUCAAAUUUUUAUAUUAUUAUUAAUAAUAAUAAUAAUAAUAAUAAUAAUAAUAAUAAUAAUUGGUUGUUGGUUUAAUAAAUUUAGCAUUACACAAUCUCCUUUCCACCUUCUGGUUUCUAUCUUUUUUUUUUUCAAGUUAAAAUGUUUAACUUGAAAAAAAAAGAUAGAAACCAGAGACACCUUAAAGGUGUGUACUUUUGUGCCAAAUUUAUUUUAAUUAUUAUUAUUUAUUUAUCUUAUUUUUUAUUUAUUUAUCACUUUGGUUAGAUCAGUUGAGAGCAACAUUUUCAUAGUAUUACAUUUCUUACCCGUUUUAAUAAACUGUUCUAUUACAUGUUUUCUUUAUUGCUGUUUCUGCUUAAAUCCUUACAAGGUUUAAAGAGUAAGUAGCGGGGUGCCGGAACAUUUAGCGUUCUACAUCCCCACGUAUUGCUACAACUGUGUCCUGACUUUUCUGUUCCGUACCACAUCGUGGAUUGUUAUUGCUGUGUUACCUGUUUGACAAUGUGGGCAACAAUCUUUACAUUUACACUUACAUCAGUGCACUACAGUGGCCAUUUUGGAAAGAGCUUUGAAACUGAUUUUAAAGUUAUAAGUGUACGAAGUUGUCAAGAUGUUAACAAUGAAAAGAAAAAUGGCAGGUACAUUAUUUUAAACAGUUGUAGCAACAUGUGGGGACGUGGAACGCUAUAUUUUUCGGAACCCCGCUACUUACUCUUUAAAGUCUAAUGCCAUUUUUCAUCCUCAGGAACUGCUUCUGAAAAGACACACUGUACUGUGAUUUUAUAUAGAGAUGUUCAAUGAAUGCAACAUUGCAGAGGGGGCAGCUACAGUAUUACAGUUACACACCCCUAGCGGUAAUCCUUCUCUCACGUCUCAGUUCAGAGAUUCAGCUUCUCAGAAGCAGCCCCCAUUUAAACUAUAUCAAUGGACUAAUUCGCUUUAUGAUUUACUUAAGAUUCCUAUGAACUGAGGCAACAUGUAGUUCAUUCAAACUCUUGCUUCUGCAGUUUUUUAACAAAUAAAGUGACAAUGAAAUCCCCACGAUUUAAAGGAAAUUCAAUUAAAAUCUGUAUCCGUUGGAAUUCUGCUAAGCAAGAAGGUAAUUGAUUUGUGGAAACGGUAUGUUUUCAAUGUGCUGCUUACUUCUAACAGCUUUUUAAAAUGUUCUAAAUAUGUAAUGCAUUUGUGUCGCCAAUAAAAAAAAUAAUUCAAACGGAA
Acipenser ruthenus (sterlet) is the source of this 3546-nucleotide messenger RNA. Its product is annotated as pleckstrin homology domain-containing family B member 2-like. The record is from RefSeq and is a predicted model, not a curated record. Gene Ontology annotation, biological process: regulation of cell differentiation. The transcript has 8 exons. Bases 151 to 822 code for a protein of 223 amino acids. Lineage: Eukaryota; Metazoa; Chordata; Actinopteri; Acipenseriformes; Acipenseridae. Gene Ontology annotation, cellular component: membrane.